This is a messenger RNA of Anopheles marshallii, 1612 nucleotides long. Its product is annotated as calcium uptake protein 1 homolog, mitochondrial-like. Lineage: Eukaryota; Metazoa; Arthropoda; Insecta; Diptera; Culicidae. Gene Ontology annotation, molecular function: calcium ion binding. The transcript has 10 exons. The record is from RefSeq and is a predicted model, not a curated record. Gene Ontology annotation, cellular component: uniplex complex. Bases 1 to 1605 code for a protein of 534 amino acids. Gene Ontology annotation, biological process: calcium import into the mitochondrion; mitochondrial calcium ion homeostasis.
AUGGCCUUGCUAAGGCAGAUAUCCGGAGUGCUGAACCGUAGCGGACCAUUGUCGAAAGGUGUGUAUCCGUUGCUUUCCGGAAGGUACGGAUUGUACCCAGCGCACUUGAGACUCCUGUCGUCGUUGGGUGCUGGUUCGAGACAAGGACGUACCGCGGCUGGAGAACACACCCUGCUAGUGCCCGGGAAUUGGCAGGAUUCUAAGCGACGGGGCUACAAAAAUUUCGGCCAUCAAGAUGAAAAGGAACCUCUGUACACGAGGCUGUUCCUUGUGUUUCUUUCCACCGCAAUGGUGGGUGCAUGUCUCGAUUGGAAGAAACUUGGAGCAGCAGUUGGUUGGCCAAAGGUUGACGCGGAUGCCGGUGUAGAGAUGGGAAAGAAGAGCUCCAGCUCCCAAGAGCUGGACCAGGAAGAGGAGGAAGACUCGGACAGCGAAGUAGACGCACAAGGCAAAAAGAAGAGUCGUAAGGAAAAGAUCGGUUUUCGUGAUCGCAAGAUCAUCGAGUACGAGAACCGAUUGCGCACGUUCGCAACGGCGGACAAGGUGUUUCGAUACUUUUCCACCAUCAAGCUGAUACACGGGGAAACGUCCACGGUCUAUAUGACACCGUACGACUUUCUGCGCGCAAUCACACCGGGAAUGAAACAGCCGGAGGGACUUGGACUGGAUCAAUACAAGCGGUAUGACGCCAAGAGCAUUGAAGAGAGCGUCUCCAGCCGUUUGGAUCUCCAUCUGGACAGCGAUAGCAUCUUUUACAAGCUCGGUGCGUACGGGCUGAUUUCGUUCUCCGAUUACAUCUUCCUGCUGACCGUCCUGUCGACAUCCCGGCGGCACUUCGAGAUUGCUUUCCGGAUGUUCGACCUGAACGGUGACGGUGACGUCGAUAGCGAAGAGUUUGAAAAGGUUGCCAACCUGAUCCGGCAGCAAACGAGUAUUGGUAAUAGACACAGAGAUCACGCGAACACGGGCAACACGUUUAAAGUAAAAAAAGGUGUUAAUUCAGCCCUGACGACCUACUUCUUCGGACCGAAGAAUGACGAGAAACUGACGAUCGAGAAGUUUCUUGACUUUCAGCAGCAGUUGCAGCGUGAAAUUUUAACGCUCGAGUUUCUGCGCAAAAACCCGGACGAGAAUGGCAACAUUAGCGAGGCGGACUUUGCCGAACUGCUGCUUGCGUAUGCCGGCUAUCCACAGAAGAAGAAAGUGAAGAAGAUUAAGCGUGUGAAGAAGAGGUUCCGUGAUCAUGGCUCGGGCAUUUCGAAGGAGGAUUAUUUAAACUUUUUCCACUUUCUCAACAACAUCAAUGACGUGGACACGGCGCUAACGUUUUACCACAUUGCUGGUGCUUCGAUUGAUCAGGAUACGCUGAAACACGUCGCCAGGACGGUGGCAUUGGUGGAGCUUUCCAGCCACGUGAUUGAUGUUGUGUUCACGAUCUUCGAUGAAAACAUGGACGGACAGCUGAGCAAUCGGGAAUUUGUAGCGGUAAUGAAGAAUCGUCUGCUCCGUGGACUCGAGAAACCGAAAGAUACCGGUUUCGUGAAGCUGAUGCAUUCGAUACUGAAGUGUGCCAAGGAUACCAAACCCGUUCUGCUGGAUCUUUAAGCACGCA